UCUUACUUCCGUCGCAUCGGUCGGCUUCGUCAAUUCAGUUUCAGUUGUUGUUCUAUCGUGCCGUCUCGUGGUGAAAAAAUGUCGAUCCAUUAUUAUUUCUUAAAAUGAUUAAAAUUUUAAAAUAAUAUAAUAUUUAAAAUAAAUAUAAAUAAACAAAUUUAUUACUAUAAAAUAAAUUUUGAAAAUUAUGUUUAAGAAACGAAUGAUUCGACCGUCGUCGUCGACUUCUUCAGCGCGACGACACAAUGACCAGCUCCCAUUUUUGGCACAGAAACGUUUUAGUGCAUUGCCUCGAUUCAGAGCUAUUCAUAAGGAAGAGCCUGGCCUAAGUUUAUUAGUUGCUGUGUCAUAUGUCAUUGAUUUGUUUGGUGUAUUCCCAUUGGUGACAUUACCUGGUCUAUUGAUUCCAUUGGGACUAUUUGCUAUACCUUUGGUGGUGGUUAUUGUUGGAUUACAAAUUUAUACGUCAAAUUUGCUGGGAAAAUGUUGGAUUAUGGCUGAAAUGUUGGACUCAACUAUAGCACAAAAGAGCAGAUAUCCUUAUGCUGCAAUCAGUGAUUUGGCAUAUGGCAAGCACGUCAGUUUAAUGGUGACAAUUUUAUUGGACUUGAGUAUUUUUGCGACUGGAAUACCAAAUUUGGUAGUGGCUUCGCAAAAUCUUCAACUUAUAGGACAUCGUAUAUCUGAUGGUCAUUUUAAUAUAUCCUUUUGCUUUUGGCUGAUUAUAUUGGGAAUAUUAAUUUGUCCGCUUAUGUGGUUGGAAAGUCCGAAGAAUAUGAGGGGACUAGUUAUGUUCUCAAUUUGUGUGGUGGCAAGCGUAGUAGUGCUGUUAUGGUAUUGCCUUAUCAAAGCAGAAGGAGGACGAACACCAUUUCAAGGAAUGUCAUUCGAGAUUCCGAGCUUUGCUAGUUUCUUUAAUGGCUUCAAUGUGCUGGCAUUCCAAUUUGAUAUCCACACAAUGAUCCUGACAAUACAAAUGGAUAUGAAGGAUAAGAGCCAAAUUAAGUGGGCUUCGCUAAUUGGAAUUUUGUGCUCGUGCGGCUUAGGUCUGAUUGGAACUAUUAUAGGUGCCUACAAAUUUGGUUCAAUGAUAAUGCCAAAUAUUCUAGAAAUGAUUCCCAGAAGUCUCCCACUUUAUGCUGCCAUUCUAUUGAUAUCACUGCAGCUGUGUUUAACGUGCGUUGUUGGAAGUUCAGCAUUAUUUCUGCAUGUCGAAAACUUUUUUCGCAUUCCUGAAAGUUUUUCAAUGAAACGAGUUCUAAUACGUUCAUCCUUAAUUGGAUUUGAAGUUCUCUUGGGAGAAUUUGUUCCUAAAUUUGAUGUAAUUGUUGGAAUUAUUGGAGGAACUAUUAUCGCUCCGCUGAUGUUCAUUCUUCCGCCACUGCUUUAUAGUAAAAUUCAAGAAAUGGAAAGAAUGCGACACCGUUUCAUAACACAAGCCGCUUACGGAAGUCUUCCAAUCGACCUAAACUACGAGAGCAUUGAUAUGACAUGUUCAAAUGAAAGAAACACUCUCUGGACUUCUAUGUGUCAAACCUGCAAACAAAUUUGUAAAUAUUCACCUUGCGAAUUGUCAAUUCCAUCAGCUGUUGUGGCUUUUGGUGUCUUGGCUUUUGGAUGUUCGACAUUCUUAAACUUUCUAAGAAUUUCUGAACUAUUUCAAAAUAACUCACCAUGUUUUGGUAAUAUUACUAAGUCGUUGUCAAAUCUUUAAUAAUAAUUUAUUAAGUUUAUUAUAUAUUAUAUUAUAUAGUAUAAAUAUUUUUCUUUUUGUUAAAACUAGUACAUUUACUUGACAUCUAAUAAUUAAGACUGACGUCCUUUUUUUAUCUAUUAAUCUGUAAUAAAUGACCUAAGAACCAGUCUUUUGAACCAUUUUUCUAACCAAA
Eupeodes corollae is the source of this 1889-nucleotide messenger RNA. RefSeq names its product proton-coupled amino acid transporter 3 (gene mah). The record is from RefSeq and is a predicted model, not a curated record. The transcript has 6 exons. NCBI's taxonomy places the organism in Eukaryota, Metazoa, Arthropoda, Insecta, Diptera, Syrphidae. Bases 188 to 1714 code for a protein of 508 amino acids.